CUUCCGAAACUCACCAUGGAGCAAACGUACAUCAUGAUCAAGCCGGACGGCGUCCAGCGCGGCCUCGUCGGCGCCAUCAUCGCGCGGUUCGAGACCAAGGGGUUCUACCUCCGCGGCAUGAAGAUGAUGUCCGUCACGAAGGAGCACGCGGAGAAGCACUACGCCGAUCUCAGCUCCAAGCCCUUCUUCGGCGACCUCGUGGAUUACAUGUGCUCCGGGCCCGUGGUGUGCAUGGUCUGGGAGGGCAAGGAGGUUGUCAAGACCGGAAGGAAGAUCAUCGGCGCGACGAACCCGCUCGCGUCCGAGCCCGGCACGAUCCGCGGCGACUACUGCAUCGAGCUCGGACGCAACGUCAUCCACGGCUCGGACGCGGUGGACUCCGCGAAGCACGAGAUCGGCCUCUGGUUCCCGGAGGGCGUCUCCGAGUACGCGCACACCGCGCACGCGUGGAUCUACGAGUGAGCGACGACGUGGACCGCGGUCGCCGCGCGUCGCGAUGAUUCGGUUCGGUCUGGCAGCGGCGACGGCGAGUAGACGAAACGUGUGAAUGAUACGAAAGUACUUCGCGACGU
Molecule: messenger RNA, 572 nt
Organism: Micromonas pusilla CCMP1545
Lineage: Eukaryota; Viridiplantae; Chlorophyta; Mamiellophyceae; Mamiellales; Mamiellaceae
Exons: 2
Coding region: 16-462 (148 amino acids)
Biological process (GO): UTP biosynthetic process; CTP biosynthetic process; GTP biosynthetic process
Molecular function (GO): nucleoside diphosphate kinase activity
Source: RefSeq, a predicted model, not a curated record